Molecule: messenger RNA, 1675 nt
Organism: Saprolegnia diclina VS20
Lineage: Eukaryota; Oomycota; Saprolegniomycetes; Saprolegniales; Saprolegniaceae
Exons: 1
Coding region: 37-1587 (516 amino acids)
Source: RefSeq, a predicted model, not a curated record
UGUCACAAGAAACGGCGAAAAGCGCGGGCGGAGAAGAUGGUGGACGAGCACCAUGCGAAGCGGACCUGCCGACAUCCCAGCUCGCUUCGCUUACCGAGCGUCGUGCUGCACGCUAUUCUGGAAGCGCUUGCGGAUGGCAAGGACGUCACGGCCUUGCUCGGUGCGCUGCCGAUAUUGACGCUGCCACCGGAGCUCGUUGGGCUCCGCGACCUUGGUGCAGUCGUCGACCUCGCCGAGCACUGGCCAAUCGUGCAUGUCACCAAAAUCCCAACUGUGCACGCUUGCCUCGCCGUUGCAGCGCUGCCAGCGUUUCAAGGCGUCUUCAUUGCCGCUGGUUUUGCAGCGCUCGCGUGGCUCGACGCGACCUUGCCGCCCAAAAUGCCCGUGACGCUCGUCAUGGACCUCGCGGUGCCAGGUCUUCUCGGUGCUUUUGCGCAUGCAUGGGGCAAUCGCAUUUCCCAUGUCAUCAUCCAGAGCCAGAAAGUGUUAUCGGACCCGAUCCCGGACAUGCUGGCGCGCUGCGUCAACGUCGAAUCGGUCACGAUUGAGCGCGCCGCGACACCCGACGCCGCGGCCGCGUACUUGGCGGCGAUGCCUACGCAUCGCUUGCGGACACUGCGAGUGCGUACGAACGCUGUCGGCGCGCUCGAUGCGUCGGCCAUUGUCGCGUGGCUGGAAGGACCGAGCGCGUCCUGCCUCGUGCUCGACUGCGGCACGGUGCGCGACCCGACAUCGCUCGUCCGCGCGAUCCAGACCUCGUCCACACUCUCUUCUUUGAGUCUCGUGGAUGCCCCGGACGUUCGAGCUGCGUUAGCAACGUCGCCACACGAGUUGCACCACAUCACAUCACUCUCGCUGAACCAAGAUGGCACGCAGCAUGCGACCGACAUCCUCGGCAAAUUGGAUUGGCCGUCGCUUCGCACGCUGAGCGUCCGCAACACGCGGCAAAUUGUCCUUCCGCUCUACGACGUUACGAUCGCUCUCAGCGCGUGCUCGUCGCUCGAAUCCGUGUGCCUCUAUCACUGGCUUUUGCCUGCCGCCACAUUCACUGCUGUCUGCCCGCAGCUCACGACGGCCUCGCUGCGCCGACUGAAUUGCAAGACGGAGCUAGUCGCGACCCUUAUGCGCUGGCUCUCGACGUCGCGCCAACUCCAGCUUGUCGACGUGAGCGGUACUUUGCUCGGGAAGGAAGGGUUCUUGACGAUGGCACGCGCGCUGCCCGCGUGGAUGGCGCGUGGCCUCCAGACACUUCAGCUGAGCAGGACGGGGCUCAACGACAAGGAUGCAGUUGUAUUGGCCGUUGCCCUAGCGUCGGGCAAGAACCGGCGACCGCUGACGAUCGACUUGUCGGCCAACAACAUGACAAUGGCGUCGGCCCCCGGGUUGCUCACAGCGCUGGGGGCUUGCCGCAAUGUGACACUACGUUUUGGCAGUAAUUUCGCGCUGCGUGCUAUUUGGCCGGAUCAGUGUCUCGGCGACGAUGAGACCAUCCAAGAUCUUAUCCGAACGCACCAGCUCCAGUACGUUGAAUCGGAACAUACGUUCUCGUCGCCGUCCCGCGUAUCGUCGCCAUGGCAACUCGUCUAAGGCUUUUACAUUUUGAGAUAUUACGUAGUAUGAAUGUGUGAGUCGUCCCUAAUCUGCGCGUCCAACGUGAAACGUUUUUGUGCGAGCA